GGGGCUCAGGGAAGAUUCUGUCACAGUUCCCACUCGUUUCGUCCAGAGAAGUGAGAGAUUUAGCGAGCAAAGUCAGAGGAUUGGGCGCAUGCCGAAAAAUGUCAUAAAGCUGGAUGAUUUGCGGAGGAAAACCCUGGAGCGGAUAGAUCAGGCACGCGCGCACGCGUGCGUGAGGUCAAAUCAAGAACAGUUCGAUCAAUUCGCCCCGACAAGAGCAGGAUCGAUCUGAAAGACAGAGAGGGAGAGCGACAGUCUGAGCGGUUCUUGCCCGUCCGUCCUCCCAUCCUCGGAUCCAUCUCUUUCUCUCUCUCUCUCUCUCUCUCUCGCUCUCUCUCCCUCGACAUAUAAAUAUAUAUCUAUCUACGUAUUAAUCUUGGUCCGCCAUGGAGAUGCCUGAGGUCAUCGUCCACGGUGCCUCCACUGGUGCCCAUCUAUGAUGGAUGCUGAUGAAGGCUGGCUGAGCGAUAAGAUUUUGCUUCUCUCCCUCGCAAGAAGAAAAAGGCAUGAGUCGGACGAGCUGCUGCUCAGCUGGGACGCGCGAGUUGCCGACCAGGAGCAUCGUCAUCUCUGUGUCUGCCCGGAAAUGGAAGGAAGAGGCUUCGAGGGGAGAUCAGAAAAUGUCGAGAGGGGAGUUGGGGCAGUGAGCGAGGGGUGGGUGUUGGAAAACCGAACUAUGUUCGGAGUCGAAGACGUGGGUAUUUGUGAAUGGACAUAAAGCAAAGGAGGAAGAUCGAGCCGUCUUGCAAGUAUGAAGGAGAUCGGGGUUUGACAUGUCUGAGAUUCAUCGAGGAAUUGUUUGGUCAAAGUCUGUCGGUGGGACUUCUUGGUUUGGGAAGAGGCGGUGGUGGACAGGAGAAGGCAGGCUGCCAUGGCAUUUGUGGCAGUGCUCGAGGCCGAUUUGCGGGCACUGUCAGCGGAGGCUCGGCGGAAGUAUCCUCUGGUCAAGGAUGCCGCCGAGCAUGCAAUUCUCAAGUUAAGGUCACAGUCAGAUCCAGCCCAACUUGCUAAAAGCGACGACAUCGUGCGAACGUUCUUACUCGCAUGUGAACCGAAAAAUGUGAAACUCAGUGCUCUAGGUUUGGCAUGCAUGCAAAAAUUGAUCGCGCACGAUGCCGUCGCACCCACAGCGCUUGCGCCAAUUCUCAGUACAUUGAAGGAGCACUCGGAGAUGUCUGAUGAGGCAGUGCAAUUAAAAAUUCUGCAAACCAUCCUCACCAUUCUUCAGUCCCAACUGCAUCCCCAGGAUGAGGAGAGCAUGGCAGUGCUGCUAGGGAUCUGCCUGAGGCUACUGAGCAAUAAUCGAAAUGCCGACAGUGUUCACAGCACGGCAGCGGCGACUCUCAGGCAGGCAGUCGCACUGAUUUUUGACCGAGUGAUCACUGCUGAAAAGCUCCCGGUGCUCAAACCUGAUAGCAGAAGUAGGAAUGCUCGUUCCAACUCCGUGUCAGGCGAUGUGAGUCGUAACAUAGCUGCAUCCAAAGCCGUGGAAGCUGCCCUGAAGGACGAGUCCUGCACCGUGACAUCUAAGUCCACUCUUACCCAGGCAGGGCGUUUGGGCCUUCGGUUGUUUGAGGACCUGACAUCCCUCGCAGGAGGUGGGACAGCCAGUUGGCUCCAUGUAUCCAUUCUUCAGAGAACCUUCGCCCUGGACAUGUUGGAGUACGUCCUGUCACAUUACGUUCCUGUUUUCAGAAAGCUGGGACCUUAUCAGCAAGUUCUGCGAGGACAGGUUUGUUCACUGCUGAUGACCUCAAUGCGCACCUCUGGGGACCACGAUGGUGAAGGUAGUGAACCAGCAUAUCGGAGGCUUGUCUUGAGGACCGUGGCCAAUGUGACCAGACUUUACAGCACAAUCGUCACUACAGAAUGUGAGGUUUUUUUGAGCAUGCUCAUCAAGAGUGCAGACUUAGAGCUGCCUCUCUGGCAUCGCAUUAUGGUACUCGAGGUGCUGAGGGGCUUCUGCGUCGAGGCUAGAAUGCUGCACCUUUUGUUUCAAACGUUUGACAUGAAGCCAGAGAACACGAGUUUGGUGACAGACCUUGUGCAGGCACUGGCAAACGUCGUCAGAAGCAUACAGCUCCAAGAAGUGAACGAAGACACACUCAAUGCUGUCGCGGCGAUGUUCAACAGCAAAGCCAAAGGUGUAGAAUGGACCAUGGACCAUGAAGCCAGUGGCGCAGCGGUGAUUGUAGCAAGCGAGGCACAUGCCAUCACUCUGGCCGUUGAAGGCCUUCUGGGAGUUGUGUUCACGGUAGCAGCCAUGACUGACGAGGCUCUAGAUGAAGGGGAGCUGGAUUCUCCAAGGCUGGAGCGGGCUUCUUCUGAUAUGAAGCUAGUCGGAGGGACCGGGAAAGGUGGAGAGCUGGCUUCAACUUGUUCAUCAUUGGUCCAAGCAGUGUGGCGUACACUCUUGGAGUCCCUUUCCCUUAUGCUGUCAAGGUCACAAGGUGAAGCCAUUGUUUUAGAAAUCCUGAAAGGAUAUCAGGCUUUCACCCAGUCGUGCGGUGUGCUUCGAUCGGUUCAUCCUCGAGAUGCUUUUCUGUCUUCUUUGUGUAAAUUUGCUCUUGCUCCACAAGAUGAGGGUUUAAGCGCCUCGUCGUUGCUACUUGCUGCUGGAAGGCGCUUUGACCCGGGCUCAGAUCAGAGGGAAGGUGUUGUGCUGACGGUGAAGAAUGUGCAGGCUCUCCGCACACUUUUUAAUAUCUCUCAUCGACUGAAUUGUGUCUUGGAUAGUUCCUGGACCAUGGUUUUGGAGACUUUAGCUGUCCUGGAUAGGCUGAUUCAUUCCCCUCAUGCAACGACUCAGGAGGUGUCCUCAUAUGGAGCACGGGGCAUUGAAGGAAGGCAAGCUACUGAUUUUCAGAUUCUCUCAAGCCUCGAUGCUCAGCUGUUCGAAAGUUCUGCCAUCAUGUCCACCUCAGCCGUGUGCGCCCUGCUCGGUGCACUGCGGCAAGUAUCCAACAAUUCCUUGGUGGGUGUGGUUAGUGGUCUGGGCUCAGCCGCUUCCGGCAGCAGCAGCAGUAGUGGGAUAACCAAUGCAAUUGGUGGAGCCACCUUACCGAAAAUAUUUGGGGUUGAUCGUAUGCUGACUGUGCUCACGCACAAUCUGCAUCGAGCAGAUCUUUUGUGGGACCAGGUGUCGGCACAUCUCUUUGAGCUAACAUUGCAUGAAAGCUCGCAAGUGCGGGCAGUUGCUCUAGAUGCGCUGGAUCGAUCGAUAUGUACCGUUCUUCCAUGUGAACGAAUCCGCCAAGACGCUGCUGCAUUUGUCGAUGCUACUGGGGAGGGGAAGGACGACGACUUUGGGCAGUUUGUCAGUACUGUUUCUGUGAGUGAAUUAGGUACAGCAGAGAAGACUUUCACAUCGCCUAGGAGAUCCAGAUUACUGGACAGCAAAGCCACAAAUUUCCGUCUUGACACUUUUGAGUGUGCAGUGGUAGCACCCUUGAGUUCACUUUACAAUUAUGGUCAUUCUCUGGAACUCCGCUGUGGCUCCUUGAAGAUUCUCCUGCAUGUGUUGGAAAGGCACGGAGAGAAACUGUAUCAUAGUUGGCCCAGCAUUUUAGAGCUCCUACGGGCAGUUGCAAAUACUUCUGAGAAGGACAUAGUACCUUUGGGAUUCCAGAAUGUACGUGUUAUCAUGAACGAUGGGAUGCUGUCCAUACCGGCUCAUGCACUUGACAUGUGCGUUGAAGUUGCAGGAGCUUACGGUGCCCAGAAGACUGAUGUGAAUAUAAGCUUGACUGCAAUUGGACUCCUAUGGACUGUUGCUGACUUUUGUGCUAGAGGUGUUGACCACGGAGUCUUCGACGGCGGGGAAGGGAAGACAAGGCACAAUAGUCAGGCAGAUGUAAGUUCUAGGCAGGCGAGUCCUAGAAGACCCUCUCUACAAGCUGCCCCUGGUCUCAAUAGGCUUGAUAGCAAAGCGAUUGAACAUGCCAAAGACAAUGUCCCUAAGGGGUUGACCAAGAGGGCCGACAUGGACUACGAUGGGUUGCUUCUGGCUGUUUACGGUGUCAUUCAGGGAUUGGGUACAGAUGAGAGACCAGAAGUACGAAAUUCAGCAAUCAGAACUCUAUUCCAGUCAGUCAGCGGCCAUGGCUACAAGCUUUCUAUGUCUAUGUGGCGACACUGUCUAUGGAACCUUAUGUUUCCUUUGGUGGAGACUGUGAGGCAUCUGGCAGCCAUUUCUUCGAAGGACGAAAUUGGAGAGGAGCUUGGGACCCAAGGAGGCAAAACCGUCCACAUGCUGGUUCAUCAUAGUCGUAAUACUGCGCAAAAGCAGUGGGAUGAGACGAUAGUGCUUGUACUUGGGGGAUUGAGCAGGUUAAUAAAGCCUUACUUUCAGUUCUUUCAAUCAAUGCAGGACUUCGAGAAAGGCUGGGAAACUGUUCUGAAAUUCAUCAAGGAAAGUGUCGUGGAAGGCAGUAAGGAAGUUGGGCUUGCUGCAGUUAGCUCAUUGCACAACAUUCUCCUGUCUCAGCUCACCAAGGGCAUUCUUCCCAGUUUCUACUUUAACACGGCUUUCGCAACCUAUGAAACUAUAGUGUCUAGCACUCGGACGAACGAGAACAGAGUGGCAACGAAGGCACGGCAGGAGCUCGUGCAGAGUUUAGGGGAGCUCUAUUCUCAAGGUUCCUCUAUGUUUGAGUCGAAAACAUACCUACAGCUGUUAACCAUGGUGGAUGUAUGCACCCGAUACCCACUAACUAAAGGGGAAACGUCUCAAGCUGCUGCCGGAGUUCUUCUGCCACUGCACCGCACUGUGCUAGAGGUUCUUCCUCUGCUGAAGCCACUCGAUGAGAAAGUACAACAUCUAUGGCCUCUGUUUCUUCGUCAGAUCUUAUCGUACCUGCCAGGGGGUGACCAAUGGAUUGGAGAGCACUGCAUCUUUCGAUCAGCUGAUCUUACCAAGAGCUCACAUGAGAGUAUUUCUGCAGGCGUAUCGGUCUCUACAGCUCUAACCAUGAACGGCCAUGGUGUACCCAAGAUUUCCCCUAGAUCGAGAAACUCAUCCGCCAAAGACCUUAGUGCUGUGUCCGCAAGUCCAGAUUUCUCAGCAAUUCCAUCAGUUUUCUGUGAAAGGGCUGUGGUUGUGUUGGUUCAGAUCUAUCUUGUAGCGCCUUCUUCUGUGAAAGUGCUCGUGCAACCAGAUGUGAUCGCGUCACUAGGAAGAUGCAUGGCCACACGUCGAGAUUUUCCAGGAGAAGAGCUGUGGAGAGCAGCGGUGGGUAGCUUCAAUCAGGUUGUACAGGAAUCCCUCAUUCCCGAUUCAUUGGAAUUCGCACAGUCACCGGACGGCAAAGGGCAUAGCAGGCACAGGUUUUGGAAUCAGCUCGCCGAUGUAUACGAGAACUUUUUGGUUGGUGCAUGUGGGCGCGUCUUCAGUAGUACAGGUGAUGGAACUGAUACGCAACAAGCUGAUGAGCUUCUUGAAGCAAGUGUACUCGAUGUGCUUUGUGAGAAAGUUCUCAACAAUUGUCAAGAUGCCCCAAAUGAGGUGGUUGCUCGUCUCGUCGAAAUUAUAGAUCGUUGUGGGGCUCGGAUAUCUCUUCUCCCUCUACCGAGCGUGUCACUUCUACCCAUUCACUGUGGGAGAUUCUCUCUUGCAUGCCUACAAAAGCUGUUCAAGCUUUGCGCCGUGCAGUCUUCAAUGACAGAAUCGUCCUCACAGGUUAUGGUUAGCCGAGUUGCAGUAUCUGUGUUGGUUGGAAGAUGCAAAACAAUUCUUUGUCAAUUUCGAGUUGAUGAGAAGGAGACUGGUGGCAAGAACUUGCCUCUUAUGCGGAUUGAUGAGGUGAAAUUAGUGCUUCAGGAGCUUGACCGUCUUCAGCUUCACCCUCUCACGGCCGGAGCACUGGAUUUGCCAAUAACUCGUAGAGAGCUGUCUAAACCCUCUGGAUCAAGUACCCAACCCUCGAACUCUGGUUCUGAGACGAAAAAGAACAGUAUGGUCUGGAUUAGAGGUCACAUUUUGUUGCUCUUUACACCUCUUUGUGAUUUAGUUGGCUCACAAGUUAGUGGGGUCAGUGAUCUGCUUGUUGUUCUGCUGCGAAGUCUUGGCACUGAAUUGGGCUUAUGAAGAUAGUCAAAUCCUUUGAACCUUGGUAAGGGUUCGUCACCUCAAACAACACAUGUAUAUGAUCGACUGUUAACAGUCGUGGAUUCUUUUCAUAGAAAUCAUUUCUUAUACAGUUCACUUGAUUUUAUAUUUCUUUACUCCAAUAUGGUUCGGAAGUUAGACGUUUGUAUCAUCACACUGACUAUGACACAAGCUCAGGAAUUUUGACCAUCUUCAUUAGCCCAAUUCAGUUCCUCUUGUGCUGUAGUGUUACUCUGGAGGAAAAAGAGAGGCCUGAGCAACCUCUUAUGUAGUGAAAACCCCAAUUUAUACCGAUUCUUUUUAUAGGACAGUGAAAGCUGCCUCACCUCAAAAUUCUGACUUUGUUAAAGUCUGGAAAUCCAAUUUGAUCAUUUCUGAUAAAAAAUGACCAAAAAACUCAGUCACUUACACAUUCGCAGUGUUCAAUAGAAUAUUGAGAAAGGUUUCAUUCUGCAGAUAGUGACAUGAUGUUUCAGUAUCAGAGCUUAUGAUUCUUAGAUGGAAUCACUGCAAGAAAGAAAGUUACUUUCAGUAAUGCACAUUCAUUCAAUGUUAGCUGAGGAAAAAGGUUUCUCGGUGUGUACUGUUGGUGU
Marchantia polymorpha subsp. ruderalis is the source of this 6696-nucleotide messenger RNA. The record is from the annotation of a GenBank genome assembly. Lineage: Eukaryota; Viridiplantae; Streptophyta; Marchantiopsida; Marchantiales; Marchantiaceae.